Molecule: messenger RNA, 1482 nt
Organism: Panthera uncia (snow leopard)
Lineage: Eukaryota; Metazoa; Chordata; Mammalia; Carnivora; Felidae
Gene: PEBP1
Product: phosphatidylethanolamine binding protein 1
Exons: 4
Coding region: 2-694 (230 amino acids)
Biological process (GO): negative regulation of MAPK cascade
Source: RefSeq, a predicted model, not a curated record
CAUGCGUCUCCACGGCUGCUGGUCCCGCGCCUCCUCCCGCCAGCUCGCCGACUGCUGGGAGUUGCUGUUGCAGGCCUGUGCCCUUACCUCCCGCGACUCUUCUCCGCUGUCUGCCCACCUCGGCUCAGCGAUGCCGGUCGACCUCAGCAAGUGGUCCGGGCCUUUGAGCCUGCAGGAAGUGGACGAGCGGCCGCAGCAUCCGCUGCAGGUCAAAUACACGGGGGCGGAGGUCGACGAGCUGGGCAAAGUGCUGACGCCCACCCAGGUUAAAAAUCGGCCCACCAGUAUUGCAUGGGAUGGCCUUGAUCCAGGUAAACUCUACACCUUGGUCAUGACAGAUCCAGAUGCUCCCAGCAGGAAGGACCCCAAAUACAGGGAAUGGCACCAUUUUCUGGUGGUCAACAUGAAGGGCAACGACAUUAGCAGCGGCACAGUCCUCUCUGAUUAUGUCGGCUCUGGGCCUCCCAAGGGCACAGGCCUUCACCGCUACGUCUGGCUGGUUUACGAGCAGAACGGGCCGCUGAAGUGUGACGAGCCCAUUCUCAGCAACCGAUCUGGAGACAACCGUGGCAAAUUCAAAGUGGCAUCUUUCCGCAAAAAGUACGAGCUUGGGCCCCCGGUGGCCGGUACAUGUUACCAAGCUGAAUGGGAUGACUAUGUGCCCAAACUCUAUGAGCAGCUGUCUGGGAAGUAGGGAAAUGCUAGGAGACAGAAAGCAUCCUGGAGGUCUGGAGCAGUGUUCUCAAGUUGAGUGUUGCAUGUAGAUUUCUCUGCUUUCCCGUGUCCCAUCCUCACAGGUGAGGCCUGAGCAAUCAGAUAGUGGUUUAGAGUGACUUUUCCUUCUGCCUGUCCUUUUAUAAUUUCAGAGAGUCACAUCCCAGUUUAUGUUUUGAUCAAAUUUGAACUCCUAACUCCUUUGUGAUGGAUAUAUUGGUACCAGGAUGGGGUCAUCACAUUGUUAAUAUGAGAGUAGCAACCCAGAAUUUAAGAAAGAAAAAAUUCAGGUAAAAAGACCAGGUCUUCUAGUAAUAGAGCAGAGCAUCAAAGACUCUUGAAGGGAGGUUUAAAAAAAAAAAAAAAGAUUCGUUGCCUCUGCCUUUGUGAGCUGAGUCUGGAAUUGUGCAUGAUGGCACUUCUGGGUCAUGUUUCCACGGCCAUGUCUCUCACCAAGAAAGCCAGAGGCUGGUGUGUCCACUAACCCCCAACAUCUCAGACUAUUUACUAGGAGUAAGUGUCCUGCUCUGCCUCCUUGAAAUAGCAGUAUUGGAAAAAGCAAUAGGGAGAGUUGCUUUGCGAUUAAGGCACUGCCAUUUAGAUGAACUACAGGGCUGAGUGAGUUUGUCAAAAAUCCCUAAGUUGUCUACCUGUUGAACUGGUCACUCUUCGUCUGUGUAAGAAAAGCCGAUCUGGGGUUGCGGACUAUUGUGUUAAUUAUGCUGUUUGCUUAUAGUUGAAUAAAAGUAAAAACAUUGUGUGGAUGAA